GAUAGAUAACAAUUUUGUUCAUACCCAAAGGCCAAAGAACUCGGGGUAAAAAAAAAUGGUCAUAUGUUAUGUAUAAUGGCGAGCCCAACUCUUGCAGGAGUUACCACCAAGUGUAGCCCAACUCUCACUAAAGCCCAAAUGAAAGCCGCUAAAGCUCCUGCCGGUCUCUGCUUGAAAACGCUAGAACAACAGACGAUUUACUUGUAAUCCGCGGCAGAAACCCCGGCAAAAACCUCUGUAGUUUGACUUCAAGUCAAGGCCAGGAGCUUCUUCUCGUAAGGAAACCAGUAGAACCCUAACAAUGUCGGUAAUCGGCAUUCCCCAAACGCAGAUCCACAGACUCCCGCAGUCCAAGUACGUCGACGCGAUCCGAUGGCUUCCGUCCGUCUCCCCGCUCCAGCAAUCCGCCAUCGUGGCCUUCUUCGACACCGACGCCGACUCUCCAUCUCUGGAAGUCCACUCCCUGGACCAAGAAUCGAAGGCGCUCGACCUCGUCUCCUCGUGGGCUCCUCCCUCCCGCAUUUCCUCGCUGAAGUCGACUCACUCGUUCGCCGUCGCCUCCACCGUCUCCGGGUCGCUCCACGUCUUCAGCGCCGCCGAAGCGCAGGACCCCUCGUCGGCGUUUCGGUCGGAGGUGUCUGUAGCCGCGGAUGGGAAAGGGUUUCAUAUGGGGCGGAUCAACGGGGUGGAUUUGAUGGACGGCGGGAGCAACGAGUGCGUCAGCGUUGGGGAGGACGGGAGGGUGAAUUUGGUUAGGGUUUUGGAUGGGAGUUACAGGAAGGUGUUCGAUGGGAACGGUUUGGUUUCGUAUACGGCGGUGAAGUGGGCUUCGCCGACGGAGUUUGUGACCGGCGGGUGUGGGUUUGGGUUGCAGUGGUGGGACCUCCGGCGGCCUGGCUCUGCUGUUGCUCAGUUCAAAGGGAACUUGGAGAAGGGAAGAACUUCUGGGAUCAUACAUUCUAUUGAUGUUCAUCCGUCUAGGAAGCACACCUGUCUGGCUGGAGGUUCUGCAGGAACUAUAUUCGCAUGGGACUUGAGAUACCAACAGCAACCCAUUAUCCUCUCAGGAACUGGUAGUGAUACUGCAGCUCAGUCAUUAUCCGAGAGUGAGGUUUGGGAGGUUCAGUACGACUCCUAUACUAAGUCUUCAAUGAACAAUUUCUCAUCCUCGAAACUCCUGCCUGCCAUGUUCUGCUCGGAAGAUGGGAUCCUUGGAGUCAUUGAGCAAGGCGAAGAACCUACAGAGCUUCUGGCAGAACCAUGUGCCAUCAACAGCUUGGACAUUGAUCGACAAAACCCUUCGGAGGUAAUUUGUAGUUUGGAAUGGGAAUCCAUAGCCAUAGUAUCAAGGCCUUAAAAUGGGCACAGAUGAUGCCAUUUCGGUCGAGAUCCUCCCCAGUAUGGAACCUUCCGCAGGCAACCAGCGACCAGCAUGGCCUCUUCCAGCUGAAGAUUCUUCCCAAGCUUUUCUGUUUCUUCUGUCCAUGAAAUGUCGAGGAUUUCAAAAUAAAUCCAUCUUGUAAUGAAGAAUCCGAAGCCUACCCAAUGUAAUUUUAAUUGUUCUCUUGUGAAAAGAACAGUCUUUUUCCUGAAAAAUCGUAAUGUUUGGUAAUCUUACUCUACUCGAAUUGGAUGUAAAUUACAAUAGAAGAUCACUAUCAAGAUAGUCAUUUUGCACAACUCAUAGGGAAAGUCCUAGAAUGCAGCAAAAUAAAAGUUUUGAGGACUAAAAAGUUCACCUCAUCCUCUAUCCAUAUUCUACAUUUUCGCGUCAUCCACUCCCCUCUCCUCUUUCUUCGUUUCCCUCUCCAAUUCUCAUUCCCUGAGGGUAAAACAGAACACGAGCAGAAAAUCCACGGCUAUGGCUUCUCUAACCUUCAUGUCAGUCAAUGCAAGGGUUUGUCCAGCCCGAGUCUCUUGUAGCUCAACCCGACUUAUCUCGUUCGCCAAUUCCCGCAGCUCGCUGAAGCUCAGUUCCACGCACAGCAUAUCGGGUUCUCUCGCAGUUCUUUCGUCGAAGCCAUGCCCCGUCUCCUCGCUGUCUCAGAGGCUCCAAUCUCUCACCGUCUUCGCUGCCAAAGGGUACAAAAUGAAGACCCAUAAGGCCUCAGCGAAGAGGUUCAGGGUGACGGGAAGAGGGAAGAUAGUGAGGAGGCGAGCUGGGAAGCAGCAUUUGCUGGCUAAGAAGAAUACCAAGAGGAAAUUGCGCCUAUCCAAAAUGGUUAGUUCCUUUUUUGACAGAAAACAUUUUUGUCUUGCAUUGUUUCUAGUUCAGGAUUUAUGGCUUUAGUUAUUGUGUUCUGAACGAGGGUCUAAGGCAAUUACCCCCUUUGUGAGGAAGAACCGAGUUUCCAGUUAGUUGAAUGUUCCCUACUGGUUGCAUUUACUUGUUGGAUGAUUCCUGGUUGAAACUUGGAAAAGGCUGCUUUCAUUGAAUUCCUACUGCUUAAUCAUAAGCAUUUAGUAUAAUCCGUUAGCUUUGCUGGAGAAAAGGGAGCUUUUUAGUGAAAUCUGUCUGACAGCAAGCUGAAAGAAAUCUUCAAACAAGUCUAAAAUGGACUGUAGAUACUACAAAGCUUUCACGUUGUAGGUUGGAAUACAUGUGUUGAAGAUGUUGAUGCUAGCGGCACUAGAAAUUCCGAUGAAGGCAACUCCAAGUACUGGACUAGAGAGCUUUCUGACUCUCUGUUUGCUCCUUGCAACCUUGAGAAAACAUAUGUGGAGUUAGUUACCGAGUAUGAAAAGAGCAUGGAGCUUUGCUUCCAUCAAUUUUGCUAUGCACUUGGCUUUUUGCAGUGGAGAAAUAUUUGAUUGUGAUAUCCUUAUAUCGCUGCUCUAAGGUUCAAUCAAUUCUGUUAUCCACUUAGCUUUUUUCUAGUGGAUAAUAUUUGAUUGUGAUAUGUCCUGAUAUCUACUGCUCUUUGGCUAUUGAUAUGGUCUCUAUCUGCCUAUGCUUCUUCUGGUAAGUCCCGGGAAAUACGGGAAUCUUUCUUGCUUCAGAAGAUAGAAGAAUUGAGAGGAUGCUCUAAAAGUGCAUAUGACUCUGUACAACCCAUCCUGUUCAUCUUUUUGCACUGUAUCUGGUUCUAGUAUCUGCAGUUCUUAGCUUAAACCAAUUGAUUUGCCUCCAACUUCCUAUCUCAUUAGCCCGAAAUUAGCCAUUGGAACUAGCUAGCCAUUUGUGUAAUUUUCUAUUCAAUGCUAGUGCCUAUAUCCACUGUGUUUACUUCCAUUCCUGGCAUAUACAAUAGCUUCCCUCUCUCAACCAUCUCUUGCUCUCUCUUUGUUCUGAAACAGCACGAGGUCAGCCGGAGCGACUACGAUAACGUGAUCGGUGCACUGCCGUACCUGAAAGUGAACAGAUUGGCAAAGUAGAUUUCACAGUCUCGUUAGUAGACAAUACUGGAAUCCAUGGCCGCUUGCUUAACAGUUUAUGCACAAGGGUCAGAACUUCUCUUCAAUCUUGAUGCAUUGUUCUUUGUAAUUCUGUUACAACACAGGAUGAUCAGUUUUAGCUGGUUUCUUUUGCUUCUUCCAAUUCACUGCACAAAUGGUUCAUUCAGGGUGUUUAUUGGAUGUCAAAUAUACAAAACAAAACCCUUUGAUGAUUAGUUCUAAUAGUUAACAAUAUGAUACAAAUCAAAAUGGUGCUGUCGUCCUUCUUCUUGGACUUCAAUGACGAUGGUUUAUGCACUAUACUUAU
This is a messenger RNA of Linum tenue, 3703 nucleotides long. NCBI's taxonomy places the organism in Eukaryota, Viridiplantae, Streptophyta, Magnoliopsida, Malpighiales, Linaceae. The record is from the annotation of a GenBank genome assembly.